AUUGCAUUGUUUUUCAGAUUCAAACAACUAUGAUGCUGGCUUCUGGGGUUACAAAAUUUGGAAUUUCUGUCAAUCCCAAAGGGAUAAUAAGUACUCUAUCAGUAAAGGCAAGUGAGAAAUUUUUGCUUCCACUUAUGUUCUAUAAUUCCAUUAACUUGUUUUGGGUUAUUUUCCUUUUCUUUUCUUUUUUUUUUUUUUUUGUUGAAACAUUGGAAAUAGGUUUAUAAGUCACUUUUAUAUCAUAGUUCUAACGAUCCCUGGCAUUUUAUCAGGUUACAAGUGCUUCCAUGGUAAAGUGCUCUGACAAGCUAAGCAGAGAACAACUAUCUCUUUCAAAAAAUGUUCAGAAUAAACAGAUAAAGAAGGUGGGAAAGAGAGAGCACCACUUGUGGAAGAAAAGUAAUUCAUCUGGAUCUGGGAAAAAGGCACUCAGUCUUGUUCGAAUUGUUUCUGACCUUCCUAAUGAGAAAGAGGCUGUUUAUAAAGCAUUGGAUAAAUGGGUAGCUUGGGAGACAGAAUUUCCAUUGGCUGCUACUGCUAAAGCUUUACAAAUCUUAAGGAAGAGGAGCCAAUGGCUUCGUGUGAUUCAACUGGCAAAGUGGAUGUUGGGCAAAGGACAAGGCACUACAAUGGGAACCUAUGACACACUUUUACUGGCAUUUGACGUGGACAAGAGGGUAGAUGAGGCUGAAUCAUUAUGGAACAUGAUUUUGCAUACACAUACACGCUCCAUCUCAAAACGGUUGUUUUCAAGGAUGAUAUCAUUAUAUGAUCAUCAUAACAUGCCAGAGAAGAUGAUUGAGGUAUUUGCAGACAUGGAGGAGUUGGGUGUGAGACCAGAUGAAGAUACCGUUCGGAGAAUAGCCUCUGCCUUUAAGAAACUUCGCCAGGAAGAGAAGCAGAAGCUGGUUCUCAGAAGGUACAUGUCUAAAUGGAAGUUUGUACACUUUCAGGAUGAACGUGUGAGGAUGAGAAGAUACCUAUCAGAGGACGAAGAUUCAAUAAACUGAAAUGGGACUUCAUAAAAUUUACUCUUUUAGUCACUGGCGAAAAAAAAAAAAAGUUUACGGAAAAAGCCCAUUGCUUUUGCAUUUAAUAAUUCAAUUUUAUGGUG
This is a messenger RNA of Rubroshorea leprosula, 1114 nucleotides long. Lineage: Eukaryota; Viridiplantae; Streptophyta; Magnoliopsida; Malvales; Dipterocarpaceae. The record is from the annotation of a GenBank genome assembly.